This is a messenger RNA of Physeter macrocephalus (sperm whale), 1408 nucleotides long. RefSeq names its product SURP and G-patch domain containing 2 (gene SUGP2). Gene Ontology annotation, molecular function: RNA binding. Gene Ontology annotation, cellular component: nucleoplasm. The record is from RefSeq and is a predicted model, not a curated record. NCBI's taxonomy places the organism in Eukaryota, Metazoa, Chordata, Mammalia, Artiodactyla, Physeteridae. The transcript has 3 exons. The annotation marks the transcript as partial.
GCGGCGGCUGCCUGCGCCUGUGCAUCAAGGCUCGGCGGCGACCUGAGCCUGCGCGGCGCGGCGCUGCGGAGACCGUUGGCUCAUUUGCAUGUCCCCGCCUCGCGCGGUGGCGGCGGCGGGUCAGAGAAACAUGGCAGCAAGGAGAAUUGCACAGGAGACUUUUGAUGCUGUAUUGCAGGAAAAGGCUAACCGAUAUCAUAUGGACCCCAGUGGUGAGGCUGUAGGCGAAGCUCUUCAGUUUAAAGCUCAAGAUCUUCUAAGGACAGUCCCAAGAGCCAGAGCAGAUAUGUAUGAUGACAUUCAUAGCAACAGCAGAUACACUCUGGGCGGAUCUGUAGCUCAUCCUCGAGACACUGGGAGAGAAGGCCUGAGAGGUGAUAUAUUUCCAGGACCUUCCUUCAGAUCAAGCAACCCUUCUGUAAGUGACGACAGCUACUUUCGCAAAGAAUGUGGUCGGGACCUGGAAUUUUCCCACCCUGACUCCCGAGACCAGGUCUUCGGCCACCGGAAAUUGGGACAUUUCCGUUCUCAGGACUGGAAAUUUGCACUCCGUGGCUCUUGGGAACAAGACUUUGGCCAUUCAGUUUCUCAAGAAUCCUCCUGGUCACAGGAGUAUAGUUUUGGUCCUUCUGCAUUACUGGGGGACUUUGGCUCCUCCAGGCUGAUUGAGAAAGAGUGUUUGGAGAAAGAGAGUCGGGAUUACGACGUGGACCGUCCAGGAGAGGCAGACACUGUGCUCCGGGGCAGCAGCCAAGUCCAGGGCAGAGGCCGAGGUCUAAACAUUGUUGACCAGGAGGGUGCCCUCCUCGGAAAGGGGGAGACUCAAGGCCUGCUCACGCCUAAAGCGGGGGUCGGGAAACUUGUCAUGCUUAGAAAUGUGAGCACAAAAAAGGUACCCACUAUAAGUUGUAUCACUCCCAAAACUCAGGGCACUAACCAAAUUCAGAAAACCACCCCAAGUCCUGAUCUGACCCUGGGGACAAACCCAGGGACGGAAGAUGUCCAAUUCUCCACUCAGAAAAUCCCUUUGGGGCUUAAUCUGAAGGAUAUUCGGCUUCCCAGAAGAAAGAUGAGCUUCGAUCUGAUAGAUAAGUCUGAUGUUUUUUCGAGGUUUGGGGUAGAAAUAAUCAAAUGGGCAGGAUUCCACACCAUAAAAGAUGAUGUUAAAUUUUCCCAGCUUUUCCAGACUCUCUUUGAACUUGAAACCGAAACCUGUGCUAAAAUGCUCGCCUCAUUCAAAUGCUCUUUAAAACCAGAGCACAGAGAUUUUUGCUUUUUUACUAUCAAAUUUUUAAAGCACUCUGCUUUGAAAACACCCAGAGUUGAUAACGAGUUUUUAAACAUGCUUUUAGACAAAGGUGCUGUGAAGACCAAAAAUUGCUUUUUUGAAAUCAUAAAGCCCUUUGAU